This is a messenger RNA of Cucurbita moschata (crookneck pumpkin), 725 nucleotides long. RefSeq lists its product as uncharacterized. NCBI's taxonomy places the organism in Eukaryota, Viridiplantae, Streptophyta, Magnoliopsida, Cucurbitales, Cucurbitaceae. The coding region runs from base 1 to 399 and encodes 132 amino acids. The record is from RefSeq and is a predicted model, not a curated record. Gene Ontology annotation, cellular component: chloroplast. The transcript has 4 exons.
AUGGCCGCUUUUGAAACUCUUCUCAUUUCGUCUUCAUCCGGAUCAUCUUCUUCUGCACGCACACAGCUUGAUCUCUUGGAGCAACUCUCUUCUGGUAGCCAAAUAACUGAUGGUUAUGAAAGCGAUGGCAGUUACCAGAAAAUUACGAUCCGUGAUCAGCUUGCGCAGUUGCUCAGAGACAGAGAUGACGAUUUUAACAUCUCGUUGGGUAAGAACUUGAAGAAGGUUAGUGCCAAGUUUUUGACAAUUUCUCAGAAGAGGAAUAUCAAAAGACAAUCAUACUUGAACGAAGUAUCUCAAAGGAACGAUUCAGUUUUUUUUGCUACAGUUGGAGCAUUUAUAAUUUUGCCUUCUAUUUUAAUAUUGGGAAUUGCUAUAAUAACUGGCUAUAAAAAGUAGGGCUAACUUUUUCCAUGAUAUACAGUUUAUACAAACAUCAUAUGUAUAGAAGUGAUUAUCUCAUGAUAUUGAAGAUUCAUUGCCCAUUGUUUUCAUCUUAAUUUUCAACUUCAGUUCUAUAUUUCUGGAAAAGUAGAAUGCAAUAGCCUAAGCUCACCAUUAGCCGUCAGUCUCACGGUUUUAAAACGCGUCUUCUAUAGAGAGGGUCUAGCCCUACUCCGACCAGUGUCUCGCACCGUCCGGUGACUGGCUCGGAUACCAUUUGUAACAACUCAAGCACACUACUAACAUAUAUUGUCUGCUUUAGCUCGUUACGUAUCACUGUU